AAUGCUAUAUUGUGUUUUCGCUGUAAAACACUUAAGAAAUCGGAAAUAUUGGCUGGAAUCACAAGAUGCCUGUCUUUCAUUUGCUGUACACCAUGUAUUUUUCAGAAAUGUUUUAUGAUGAGUAUUUAGGUAUUUGACGUUGGUGUCUGUAAUUACUCUGGCUGCUUCGGUGCUAUUUCUGACGGUAGCUGUGAUGGUAGCUGCAAUGUAAAACUGAUUUAUAGCUCAAAUAUGCACAUUUUUCGAACAAAACAUAGAUUUAUUGAAUAACAUGUUAUAAGACUGUCAUCUGAUGAAGUUGUUUCUUGGUUAGUUUGGUUGGUUCUUGGUUAGUUAGGUUGGUUUUGUGCAUGCUACCUGUGCUGUGAAAAAUGUCUGUCCUUUUUUGUAUUUGGUGGUGAGCUAACAUAAAUAUACGUGGUGUUUUCGCUGUAAAACAUUUAAAAAAUCGGACAUGUUGGCUGGAUUCACAAGAUGUUUAUCUUUCAUUUGCUGUAUUGGACUUGUUAAUGUGUGAAAGUUAAAUAUUGCUAAAAAAUAUAUUUUGAAUUUGGCGCCCUGCACUUGGACUGGCUGUUGUCAUAUUGAUCCCGACUUAGGGCUUGCAGCCAUAAGAAGUUUUAAGAAGUUAUUUUGCCACUUUAGUGAUACAAAUCUUAUCAAAACAUAUAGGCCUAUUGGCUAGGCUACAUUAUUGAUUUAAUCUUGUCUUUACAUGUACUAUAUAAUAUGUGUGUGAAAUGUAUUUGUUUUGAUUUAGAAUAGACCAUUAUCAUGCACCUGUCUAGAAACGGGUGCAGCGGGAAAAAAUGCAUAUCAUCUAUGCACUUAAAUAGUGAAUGGAGGAUGCUUUUCCUGUGGUUCAUUUUCAUGCCAGCAAGGUAGGCAAUACUCUUGUAAAGAUUAACAAUGUGCUUAAUGUUAGGAACGCUGAGAAAAAUAAAUAGUAGGCCUAGCCUAUAGGAAGCUGAUGGGAUCCUCCUCUUUUUAAUCGAGGCUAUCACUCUAUUUUCUCACGCAAUUGCAUAGCCUAUAGAAAUGUUGCUCAACAUGGGCUCUCAUUAAGUGUUUGAUUUAGAUUUUUGAUUACAUUUGCAUUGAUGUCAGAGUGAUUUAGAGGGACAAUAGAGUGAUGAGUACCAGGCAGUUAGCAAGUUUGGUAGCCUACUAAUGACCAGCAGCACCAUCAGAACUUGGAGAAGCCUAAUUACCGUGACUAAUGGUAUUCAUGACUCGUGACCGCCGGUGUGGUGGUAAUACAGUCACCGCAACAGCCCUAGUCACUAUGUUGUUGAUCCAUCUUCAGUAUUCUCCUAUCACAACCAUUGAACUCUGUAGCUGUUUUAAAAACACCAAUGGCGUCGUGGUGACAUCCCUAAGCUGUUUCCUUUGUAACGCAACAAAAUGUGAAAAAAGUUCAAUGUGGUGUGUCAUGACGUUGGCCUGUGGGUAAGGUUUAUGACCCCCCCCCAUAAAUACCUUUCUCCCUUCCCUUUCUCUUGACUCUACAGAGGGACUCUUGAAUAGCCUUUGUUAAACAUAGAGAGUCUGCAAACAUCAAACAAGUGGAGGGAAAGGAACCAUAUUUCGGUAAUAGAACCAGUUGAAAAUAUGCGUUGGUACUUAAUGAAUAUGAUGUCAGUUCGGUUGUCAUCUGAGACAUUAUGACUGAUGACAGGACGACCUAAACUGUAUCUGGGAAAGUCUACACAUUAUACUUAUCAGAUUCACAUGGAAUUGUUGUGCAAUUCAAAUGUUUAAAUAUAACAUUAUUUGUGAAAAGAUUAAAUGUAAUUUUAGCUUCCAAAUGAGAGAUUUGGGUUUUCAUAAGGUUAGAGCUCUGCUCAAUCAGUGGCCCGCCCCUGUGAAGAGACAUGGGUUAUAAACUAUGAAACACACCCUUCUCCCUCCACUAUAUAAGCCCUUGACGAAAAUGUAACCUCCUGUUCCGGGUACAUUAGGAUGACGUUCCGAUGUCAGAAGGAUUCAGAUAAUAACUACAGAACGAAGCCAACCUCAGCGUGAGCUUUGGUUGCAAAUGGUAUGAACUUUGAAAUCUUAUUCGCUACAGAAGGGAUACCUCCUAGCCGUUGAGUUAGCAGCGGCCGCUGUAAACGUGGGCUAGGAAAGGACGGACAGAGUAUCCCGUCUACCACACAACGACGACACUACAAUGUUUCCCGUUCACCACCAGAGACACUCUUCAAAGGACUCUGUUGGGCAACACGGCCUUCCAUCUACCACCAACCUAUUGAAGCGCAGCUCAGAGUAAAUAUUUAUUGCAUUUUCCUUUUCCAAAUGGGCGGUAAUUUAGAAUGUAUAAGAUUCUGUAUUUACGAUAGAGUAGCUGCCUACGGCCCGAUAGAGACAUCGCUUCUCCCUUUGUUCUUCAGUCUUCCCGCUCUUUCACUCAAACCCAACACCCUUUUCUUUGUGUAACCAGCUGUCAUAUCUGUUCCGUCCGCUAGGAACGUUUUCCUUCAUGACAUAAUUUGUAAUCAAGGUAUGAUUCAUUCUGUGUAUAUGUAAUUCUGUGUGAUUUAGUUAGGUAUUUAGUAAAUAAAUAAUUAAACCCAAUUUUGUAUUGCUGAUUCAACUUGUUAGCCAGGGUUCGUGAAGAUGACCAAGAAUUUAUAACUUUCAGAUGAGACUGAAAUAAGGUGACGAUUAAUAUUGGCUGCUAUUGAUGUAAAAUAUUACUAGGUCUUUAAGAGUUUAUUCGGAAGAUAACUGCUCUAUAAAUAUUAUUUUGUGCUGCCCCGACUUUCUAGUUAAUUACAUAUACAUGAUUAGCUCAAUCAGGUAAUAUUAAUUACAGAGAAAGGAUUUUAUAGAAUAGCAUGUCCUAUCACUUAAUCCGGCAUAGCCAAAGACACGACAGGUGUAUACUUUAUCUAGAUACGUAUCGAAUAGUCUGGAAAGGGAAAUAUGGAUAUCCCUACUCAUUGGCUUUACACACUGUCUGGCAUUAGGGCUUUUGUAAUUACUUGCAAUCUUUGCCUUCAUCAAUGAAUAUCACCAGAUGUUUUUUCUACACCAGUGUUUUUUGGUAGGGUAUGGAGGAGGUGAAGAAGCAAUUUGGUCAGCACAUCGAGGUCGAGCCUGAAUGGAAGGCUGGGUUUUCUAUCCAGAGACAGCUACGACACAUCCUUGUCAUGUUCCAUGGCUGGUGUUCAUCUGAUGAGACAGUUCUUCUUCUGUCCUUCAAGGAGUGUCACAGGGCACUGACGCUCUGCAGUAACCAACCCUUUCACAGCAAGGCCAUAGACUACUACAUGUGCAAACACAUCCUCCAUGUACGCCCCUACAAGGUGUCCCAGGAGCCUGUCAGCAUACACCUGCUCAUCUCCCGGGCGCUUGCUGGCCUGUAUGUACAGCUGUGUAGUACAGGGACAGUCAAACGCCUCCACCAAUAUGUGGAUCCGGAGAGCUGUGACUUCACCUGGUUUGCUGAGCACCCUCUGCGCUGUGUGGUGCUGGCUGCCCAGGCCUCAGCUGAGAUGUGGCGCAGGAACGGCCUCUCGCUCGUCAGCCAGGUGGAAGGCGGGAUGGUUUUGAUGGGCUUGUGGUGUCAACUGUUGCUAAACCCCUAACUUUUCAGGGAUUGAAUUCACAUUUUGUUAUCGCUGUCAUGUCAGUUAGUGUGUCAGUGUAUGGUUAUUUGUAAUUUGUAGGUGUACUAUUAUCAAAAUGUAAAAUGCAGGGAUGAGAUGUUUGACAAGGAUGUCAUCAUGCUACAGGUUAGUGUUUAACAGCUGCAACGUUGUCCUGCACUCACCUGCUUUUUAUUCUAUAGAGUCUCCUGACUACCAAUGCGUGAUUUAAUCCUCCUCUUUUUUUCAGAGUGCUGCUUCCUAAAUGGACGCCAACCACUUCAUCAUGCUGAUCUUGCAGAGAUUUGACCUCUUUGAUGUGUUCAAUGGAAGUCACUUAAGCAAAGACCAAGAACUGCUGAAACAGUGGAACCGGUUAACAAGAGAUGUUCUACCUGAUCAUUGUUGGUACAUACCUAAGCUGCUUUCUAAACAACAACAUCUCUACUAAAGUAAUUGUCUCCCCGGUGCUGGAGAACUCCUAGUGUAUAGUUAGUAAGUUUACUAUGUCUAGUGACAUCACGUUGGCUAGAUGUUAUCGAUUUGGUUGAGAUGAAGAUCACUUUAUUGGUCAAUUGCACACAAGGUCCAACUCAAAUUUGACUUCCGCUUUAAACCCAACCCCUCCGAAAGACACGUAUACAUAUACAGGUUUUGGAGGGAUGCAGGAGGCUGCCACACUGGGUGCCCGGGGAGCUGCUGUUGUGGGGGGUUAAGUGCCUUGCUCAGGGGCACAAUGGCAUCUAGGAUUUGAUAGCUCACUUCCCCCCAGUUCGGAUCCAGGAUUUGAACUGGCAACCCUCCGGUUGCUGCCUCACCUCUCUAACCGCUAGGCAACCUGCCGUCUCAUUCUGUAUGUCAUCUCCCCAGGGGAGCGGUAUGUCCCAGGGAUCAGUCAGGUGACCAAAGAUGAUGUGAAGAUGAGGGAAGUGAUUAGGGUUGCACAUUUUGGGAAAUAUUCAGAGGUGGAAACUUUCCAUGGGAAUUAACAGGAAUAUAUGAAAAUUACUAUUAAUACCAUUUAAAUGUAUAUGUUUUUUGCAUUGGAUAUAUUUACCAUAUCAUAUGGAGACAGAAACAUAAACCUUUUACCUUAUCAUAAGUAGACAAUUGCAAAUGAUUAAAUCCUUCCAAUAGAAAUAAAAAAAACAAUUUAGUUACGAAUUGAACUUUAAUUAAAUGAUUUGACUUCACAUGAGAUGAUUUUACUGAAAAAAAGGGAAUAUUGAAUGAUCCCCAAUUAUCCAUCGCAUAUCCCCAAAACCUUUUCAACAUAUGUGAAAUGAUAGUCUAGAAACUAAAGCUUUGGUUGUCUUCCUCUCAGGCUUCCAUGUCUUCUCCCUGGACCUCCUCAAUGUCCACCUCUUGAACAUCAGACUCUGAGGCCUCAUCUUCACUGUCACUUUCCAACCUUGUUGAGGAUGGCUCGUUGUCAGGCUCAAAAAGCCUCAAAUUUGCCCAGAUUUCCAGCAAUUUUUCAAUCCUUGUAUUGGUCAGCCUGUUGCAUGCUUUGUUGUGUGUUCCCAAACAAGGACUAGUUGCGCUCGGAGGCAGUUUAUGUUGGUGGGAUUUGGAGGAUGAGGGAGGGGAAAGGGCCUAAGAUCCACAAAGUCCCUUCCACCAGGUGGCUGAUGAGAUAUGUUGGCAAGACUGCCAUAUUGCAUCUCCAUCCCAAAGCCCUUGCUUGGAAGUGUACUUCGCCAGACUGCCAAGAACCUUGCCCUCAUCCAGGCCAAGGUGGCGAGACACGGUAGUGAUGACACCAUAGGCCAUCUGCAAGCAGAGUCCCAUUUUAUGGGAGGGUACAUGAAAAAGAAUAAUCGCUAUAAUAAUACACUUGAUAUUUGUACAUCAAACUUUUCAGGAAAAUGAAGUUUUGUGCAUAUAUUGUAUGGUUUUGUUUUCCCUAAUUUACGUUGCAUGACAUUGUAUGUUAACAAGGCUGUCUGAAUAAAGACGCUGUUGUCUAGAUGAUGAGUUAUUGUGCCCUCUGUGUCUGUCUGGGAAUAAGACCAGAAAUGCUGUGAUUGUUCAUCAGUUUCUGCUUACUCUUCAGUGUCUGAAAGGAGAGUCGAUCACAAAAAUAAAAUGACUUGAAAGUACUUAUAUCUUAUUAACACUAUCACGUCGUAUGUCAAGUCAUUGACUUGCACAAUGGCAUCAACUCCCAUUUUCCUAUUAUGCAGUGCCCUUAACUCAUGUUUCCUGCAAGAAUUACCUACAUGUAUAAUUCCCACUUUACUACUAAGCUCUAAUAACUACUCUUCCUGGCAGCACUUGACUGUUGUAAGUAUUUCUGCUGCAGCUAUAAUACUGUUGAUUGUUGCUCAGCACCUGUGCUGUCUAAUAAAUCAGACUUGCUAAUAUGA
Molecule: messenger RNA, 5962 nt
Organism: Salvelinus fontinalis (brook trout)
Lineage: Eukaryota; Metazoa; Chordata; Actinopteri; Salmoniformes; Salmonidae
Product: E3 ubiquitin-protein ligase UBR1-like
Exons: 5
Coding region: 3057-3593 (178 amino acids)
Biological process (GO): protein ubiquitination; ubiquitin-dependent protein catabolic process via the N-end rule pathway
Cellular component (GO): ubiquitin ligase complex; cytoplasm
Molecular function (GO): ubiquitin protein ligase activity
Source: RefSeq, a predicted model, not a curated record